Molecule: messenger RNA, 3180 nt
Organism: Aspergillus ochraceoroseus IBT 24754
Lineage: Eukaryota; Fungi; Ascomycota; Eurotiomycetes; Eurotiales; Aspergillaceae
Product: Iwr1 domain-containing protein
Exons: 7
Coding region: 79-3180 (1033 amino acids)
Biological process (GO): protein import into nucleus
Cellular component (GO): cytoplasm
Source: RefSeq, a predicted model, not a curated record
ACCAUCAUCGUCGCCUCUCCUCUGCUCUUUGCCAUCAUCCGUUCCUCUUAUCUCAGUUAGAUACGAAUCUCUCAAGACAUGGCUUUGCCUCCUGAGCAGAUCAAUAUCAAACGACGUCGGGAGGAAGAGCCAGUGGAUACAUUGUUUAUCCAAUCCGAGCUACAUCAAACAAAGCGUCGGUUCACGGACUUUGUCUUCCAAAGAGUGACAAUUAGUGCAAGCCAGGCUCGUCGAAGUGGCUUACCCAGUCCUUCAGAUUUGACAGCUUCACAAAGGACUGUACGAAGCCCCCGUUCUGUGAGCAGCAUCCAUCUCCCCAAGACCACCAAUAAGGAAAAUGGAGGUGUCCCUUUGGUGAGAGCUACGUCCCCUGGGGCUGAAAUUCGUGAUGAAAGGCGAAUUGCCGCCGCCCGUAAAGAGGCCGAGGAGCGACUGAAAAAAGCCUUAUACUCCUCGCCUACGCCAUCGAAGUCGGACUCUGAAAAGGGUACUGCAGCUCCGGAGAGCGGUGAAGCACCAGGUGCCGGAGUAUUGGUUUCUUCCACAUCGAGCGGACAGGAAAGCCCCCCCGCUUUAUCGUCUGCGGGCCUUGCGCCCUCGAUACGUCGGUUUCAGAUCUCCCGAUCGAGCACGCCGGGAAGUCCACUCCGGAGUACAGGCGGAGGCGUCCAAAAACGGAGAGGGGAUGGCGCUAUUGCCGUUCUGGUGGAGAAGCUCCGCCGUGAACCCCAUUCAAGACAGGCGUCUUAUGUUGCGGAUGCUGUUGUUGGGAGAGCAGAUGACGCUGCUUUGGCUGUAAGUCAGGAAUUGACGCCUGCUCGGCCGCGUAAGCGGCCCGUGGUGAAUCAGGCAGAGAAAAAAUGGCGCGAAGAGCGUCAGGGAGCCAUCUCUGCAGCCAAAGAACAUAUCACGCAAGUUCUUGAAAAAGAAGCGCAGGCUCACCAGAGGAACUGGGAAGAAGAAUCCGAGCGCCUAGCGCGCGAGCUUGAGCAGAUCGCACUGGAGCUUGAUGGAGAAAUGGAGGGCCUUCCGACAGACACAAAACUGCACUCUCCUACAGCAACUCGUGCAGUUAUUCCCAAGCCUCCGCUCAAAUAUCAACCGCGGACCCCGAAUAAACCUCGAGCAGUUACACUCCCCGCUGCCGACAUCAAGCAAGGGGACGCCAUGAAGCCAGCCACGACGGAACAGGACGGCAGUGAUAGCGACGAAGAGUAUGUUUACGACACGUAUAUCCGUCGUCCGCUGUCGGAUGAAGGGCUUUUGACAGACCCACUAGUCGAUCUAGAAUUAGGCCAGGAAGCGUGGUUGAGGCGACACGGGAUUGACGCCACUCGCCAAGAUAUUGGAGUUAUCGUCAUCACCCCCGAGGACGAAAUUUAUUGGGCGGAUUUUGUGGAGGAAGAUGAUGAGGAUCGGUGGGAUAGCGAAGAUGGGGACUCAAAUGCUGAAAACAAUCCUGCGAAUGACUAUCCAGAUGAGGACUUGUCCUGGGACGACGAGGAAGAUGAUCCGGCAGCGAUCUACAGGAAGUACCGACAUGGCCGGUCCGACGACGAAGAAUUCGACGGGGACGACUCUACUAGUGAGGGUGCCGGUGCUGGCGGAUUUGGAAAUCGACUUGGGGGCCGGUUGCAGCUGCAUUUGCAGGACUUGGGAUUUCGAGAUCUCUUCGCCUCGAGAGACGGUGUGCAGGCCUCCGUUACUGACCUUUGUGGGAGGGCAUAUUCUUGUGUUUUUGUACCCAAGAUCUUAGGCCGCAACGGCUUCUACAACUUUACUCUUUCUUCGUCAUCUCCAUCUUCUGUUAACAUUACUCGAGUCAGGGCUGCUUUUAUUGUCUCAAAGCCCGGGUGGGAGGGUAACUCGAUUCGUCGAGGGGUUCUCUUUGAUCUCUUUCCUCGCAACAGCAUCAUGACCGAAUUAUCGACAAAAACGCCGUGGGCAACAGGCGUCAAGAAAGUUCUGGUUUCUACUUCUACUCUUGACAAUCCCUCUGUGGCUAAACUUGAUCGGGCGCUUGCAGAGGAGACUGUUCUUUGCCCGUCUAAUCUGCCGUCUCCACUCCCUGCAGCGCAUAGGGACUUGAAUUUCGCCGCUUUUGCAAGGGUUUGUGAGUCCAAGUCUCUACGAAUCUAUUUCGGUCGGCAACAGUUCAGGGAUUACGAACUCGGUGUACUGAGGACCUUUGUUCAUGGUCUAAGGACAAAAAACCUUAAAGCGGUGUCUUUCAAUGAGGCCCGCCAGGGCCGUAUUGAAAGACGCUGGAAGGAUCUGAGUGUAUGGCUUGACAACCCGCCUGAUUAUGAGGAGUCUGCGUCCGAACGGGUGCAGCAAGUGAAUCCACCCCCAUAUCAUGAUAAAUCUAAGUUAGCCCGUGCGGGUGAGAAACGGCCCCGAGACCACUCUUCAUUACCACCCGAGGAUGACGGACGAAAACGACCGCUCUUAAUAUCCCCAGAAUCGCCAUGCUCUCCUACCGAAGUCAAUACACCGAGUCCUCGUCCCCCUUCACCGGCCUCGAUCCGAGCAACCGACUUUACGCGUCAUUCCUCUCCAAGACGCACGGAGCGUGACACACUUGCGCGUUUUGAGCAUAUGCUCUAUGGUGCUUCCGAUGAUUUGAUCCGCCAAUUAUUGAUUCGCUUAGUAUGUCGAUGUCUACCGACCGUAUCUGAUGAUUCGGAGGGUCAUUUACUCUCUGAUUCGGAGAAAGCCAUUUUGACCAAGAUCGAAUUGAUCGAACGUCACCUCGAACGUGUCAUCGAUGCGAAGAUCAAAUCCAUCCUUGAAACACAUAUCCUGAAGGAAAUUGUGCAGGAGACCGUCGACAGUGCUUUAAGCGAGUGUUGUGACAAGGUCUUGGAUGUAUGCGAAAUGCACAAAACUGAAUUUAGCGAGCACGUUGACGAUAGUAAGACCGACGUACGCAUCACAGCCGACGAUUGUAUGAAGGAGAUGGAAGAACAAGCCCAAAAGCAUAUGGAUGAAAUAGAAGAGCAAGCGCAACAGUAUAUGCAUAGGAUUGAGGAUCAGGGACCAGAGGCUGAGAUAUCUGCGGAGAAAACGGGACCUCAUUUAAAGCGAUGGUUGGAAACGUCUGCCCAGUCUCUACCUGCGAGCAAAUCAAGCCCUCGCCAGGGGGUGCUGAGCCCCAAGGCCAGACGCAGCUCCUUCUAG